Penicillium subrubescens is the source of this 489-nucleotide messenger RNA. RefSeq lists its product as uncharacterized. Bases 1 to 489 code for a protein of 162 amino acids. The transcript is spliced from 2 exons. The record is from RefSeq and is a predicted model, not a curated record. NCBI's taxonomy places the organism in Eukaryota, Fungi, Ascomycota, Eurotiomycetes, Eurotiales, Aspergillaceae.
AUGGCCGGAUUUGAUGAAUGGUGGCUGCAAGAGGGCCUUUCUAGCACAAUUGGAUCAUGGGGUCCUUUUACACCUCAGUGUGUUCAUCAAUCUCACCCAUUGGGCUCCUCUACUCAUGCUUCUCGCCGGCUAUGUGUUAGCGCUGGAGUGACAGUGUUUGCAAUCAUAUCAACCAAGAAUCACGUCGCCAUCCAGAUUCUCCUCUGCGUGUUAUUGAAAAGCUUGCAACCUCGGGUCCUGUACAGGGCCUUCGAUGAAGCUCAAGCUGUCGAGACAACUUGGGUGUUGAACAUCCAUUCCAGUCUAUCAUACUGGGGUGAGUUCUCAUUAUCUUCUUGGGGCGCCCAGGAAAAGCUUUUCGUGCUUUACAACCUGACGAUGGUCUAUGAAUGUGGCAUGGAUGAUGGGUGUGCAGCAGCUUCGAAUAUCCGAUCAAAGGAAGCCAAAACACCAACCGUUUUUACUGCUAGGGCUUUUGGUAUCCCUUAG